Messenger RNA from Penaeus chinensis, 1311 nucleotides. RefSeq names its product nephrin-like. Gene Ontology annotation, molecular function: protein binding. The transcript has 9 exons. The coding region runs from base 1 to 1311 and encodes 436 amino acids. The record is from RefSeq and is a predicted model, not a curated record. Lineage: Eukaryota; Metazoa; Arthropoda; Malacostraca; Decapoda; Penaeidae.
AUGUCUUUCAAGCUUCAUUUCUUUGCUUACGUCCCCUUCUGCUAUCUCCGCUUCAUUUUCCUUUUAUUCUUUCUCGACCUCCUCGUCUACACUUCGUCCAAUCGCAUGGAAGGAAAAUCUAGCUACUCACCCCUGAGUCUGGAGUACUACGAUUCACCAAACGCCCCUGAGCGCGUGCGGGUGCGGGACCGCGUCAUGAUCAGCGAGGGCGAGCACACCAGCCUCCAGUGCUCCGCCGACGGGAAUCCCACGCCCACGCUCGCCUGGACGAGGGACAUCCACACCCACAACAGGACGGCGCGCACCUUGGCCUCGGGCCUGGGCGUGGUGACCCUCGAGGUGCACCAGGCGGUGUGGGCGGACACGGGCGUCUACCUGUGCCACGCCAAGAACGUCGUCGCCACAGUGCCUCCAGUCACGACCAAGCUCAUCGUGAAGCAGCCGGUGACGGGCGUGAUGGGCAUGUCUGGUGGGCGCGGGUCGUGGGCAGCUUUGGGUACCAGCGGGCGCCUCCUGUGUCGCAUGAGGGCGGCGCCGAAGCCCACGUUCGUCUGGACCACCCACGACGGCACCAAACUGCACAACAGCGAGAAAUACGUCAUCCACGCGCCGCAGCUCGUCGACGGCCUCGUGCUGUGGUCGUCCAUCCUGGAGGUCCGCCACGUGGAGCGGCGGGAUUAUGCAACCUACCGCUGCACCGCCCACAACGGCCUGGGCUCACACAGCACCACCGUGGCCCUCAGCCCGCCCUCACGCCCACACCCGCCCGUUAACUUUACCGUGUUCAACGUGACGGCUGUCUCGGUCUCCCUCGCAUGGACGCCCAACUUCGACGGCGGAAUGCCCCGAGGCUACACCGUCAAGUACCGGCAGAAGGGCUCCUCUGAGUACCAGCUGGUGCAAAUCUCGGGCGGCAACACAGCUGGCACGACUCUGAGCGGCCUCACGCCCGGGGCGGAUUACCUGUACACCAUCCAAGCGAGGAACGAGCAGGGGGCGUCGGCGUACGUGUCCCCCCCGGCCCUCGUCACCAUGCUGGGCGUCGGGGCGAAGGCAGGCUCGCAGGCCGGAGGAGCAGGCCAGUCCCGCGUCCCUCGCCUCAUGCUCCUCAUCCUCACCCUCACCGGCGCCGCCCUCCUCGUCCUCAACGUCGCCAUCAUCGCCUGCUUCGUGAGGAGGCGGUCCGUCAACAGGAGCGCCUCGGCUAGGAAAUGCAAUCACGGCUUCGGGUUGGCAGGGCAGUGCAUAAACGCCCAAGACAAGGGUGCCAAUAUGUCCACGCUCUGUUGCAGCCUGCAAGGUGUGUACUGA